AUGAUGCUUGGCGUUGGUGGCUUUGCGCAGGUGUUCCCUGAGCAUAAGUUUAUGAUUGUUGAGGCGCUUCGCCAGCGUGGGUUCACGUGCGCAAUGACCGGUGACGGCGUGAACGACGCUCCUGCUCUGAAACGUGCGGAUGUAGGUAUCGCUGUGCAGGGUGCGACGGAUGCUGCACGUGCCGCAGCCGAUAUGGUGCUGACGGGCCCUGGUCUCAGUGUCGUUGUUGAGGCCAUGUUCGUGUCUCGCCAGGUCUUCCAGCGAAUGCUUUCCUUUUUAACUUACCGUAUCUCCGCGACACUCCAGCUUGUGUGCUUCUUCUUCAUUGCGUGCUUUUCGCUGACGCCCCGCGAUUACGGUAGCGAGGAUCCUGACUUCCAGUUCUUCCAUCUGCCCGUGCUGAUGUUCAUGCUUAUCACGCUGCUGAAUGACGGUUGCUUGAUGACGAUCGGCUACGACCGUGUUGUUCCUUCGAAGCUGCCGCAACGGUGGAACCUUCCGNCGGUAGCGAGGAUCCUGACUUCCAGUUCUUCCAUCUGCCCGUGCUGA
Messenger RNA from Trypanosoma grayi, 549 nucleotides. Its product is annotated as putative proton motive ATPase. The transcript has a single exon. Gene Ontology annotation, cellular component: plasma membrane. Bases 1 to 549 code for a protein of 182 amino acids. Gene Ontology annotation, molecular function: ATP hydrolysis activity; P-type proton-exporting transporter activity; ATP binding. The record is from RefSeq and is a predicted model, not a curated record. NCBI's taxonomy places the organism in Eukaryota, Euglenozoa, Kinetoplastea, Trypanosomatida, Trypanosomatidae. Gene Ontology annotation, biological process: proton transmembrane transport; regulation of intracellular pH.